This is a messenger RNA of Juglans microcarpa x Juglans regia, 901 nucleotides long. Its product is annotated as 18.1 kDa class I heat shock protein-like. The record is from RefSeq and is a predicted model, not a curated record. Bases 179 to 658 code for a protein of 159 amino acids. The transcript has a single exon. NCBI's taxonomy places the organism in Eukaryota, Viridiplantae, Streptophyta, Magnoliopsida, Fagales, Juglandaceae. Gene Ontology annotation, biological process: response to hydrogen peroxide; response to heat; protein folding.
UUCCUUUAGUUCUCGUGAAAUCGCUCGAAGGAUCCUACUUAAAUCUAUAAAUUGGAGAGCCCAUUAUCGUGCUUCUCAAACUUGUAAGAAUUCCUGAGGUGUUUUUGUAAUAUUUCUCGACUCAAUCUUAGUCGAUUGCACUGCUUCCGUACGAAAUUGUCAAAGAAAACAAGCGAAGAUGUCGUUGAUUCCGAGUUCAUUUUGUGGCAGACGAAGCAACGUCUUCGAUCCAUUCUCGCUCGAAAUAUGGGAUCCCUUUAAGAAUUUUCCACUCUCUUCUUCUUCUCUAUCAGGAUCUCAGAUUGCGAGGGAGAAUUCUGCUUUCGUCAAUUCUCGCGUGGAUUGGAAGGAGACCCCAGAAGCCCAUGUGUUCAAGGCGGAUCUCCCGGGGCUCAAGAAGGAGGAAGUGAAGGUUGAGGUUGAAGACGACAGAGUGCUUCAGAUAAGCGGGGAGAGGAAUGUGGAGAAGGAAGACAAGACCAACACCUGGCAUAGGGUGGAGCGCAGCAGUGGCAAAUUCUUGAGGAGGUUCAGGCUGCCAGAAAACGCAAAGAUGGAUCAGGUUAAGGCUGCCAUGGAAAAUGGGGUUCUCACUGUUACUGUUCCCAAAGCAGAGGUGAAGAAACCAGACGUCAAGGCCAUUGAAAUUUCUGGUUGAAGUUUGUAGGAGUCGUCUCCCGUAUUGUCACUGACCUUUUUUCGUUUCUAUUUUUUUUUUCUAAUAAUUAUUGUUUGUAAAAUAAAAUAUAGACGUGGGAAGUGACUAUACGUGUGUCUUUGUGUUUUGAAAACCAUGUGUAAUCAAUUUAAGCUGCCAAUAUUUUGUGUACGAAGCAUCGGAGAAAAUGUCCGUAUAAAUGUUGCUCUAAAUAAAUUUUAAGUAAGUAUUUUAAAAUUUAAA